This is a messenger RNA of Suillus subaureus, 1832 nucleotides long. RefSeq names its product sulfide-quinone oxidoreductase. Gene Ontology annotation, molecular function: FAD binding; sulfide:quinone oxidoreductase activity. Gene Ontology annotation, cellular component: mitochondrion. Lineage: Eukaryota; Fungi; Basidiomycota; Agaricomycetes; Boletales; Suillaceae. The transcript is spliced from 10 exons. The record is from RefSeq and is a predicted model, not a curated record. Bases 173 to 1525 code for a protein of 450 amino acids.
UGAAACACCCCUAGCUGUAUAGUGUCACCGACAAGUAAGAAGUGCUCGAGGAGAGAUCAAUUAUGUAAUUACUUUCUUGUGAUACCAGGCACCGAUGUCGCAAGACCUUCUACAUCAGUGUGGCCUGGAAUCAAAAUAUUCAUAACUUGCGCCUCGUUGUUUCACUACCAUCAUGUCAAAUAUGUUAUCUGCGUAUCGGCGUGUAGCAGGUCCACGUGCUCGACAAACUCUCGCUCUAGCUAGGUAUGCCAGUACGAGCACCAAGGAAAAGUUUCGAGUGCUUGUUAUCGGAGCAGGUUCUGGUGGGUUGACUGUUGCCAACCAGAUAUACAACCGCUUCAAGGCUGCUGGAAAGCCUUUGAAUGCAGGAGAUGUGGUGGUCCUUGAUGCAGCAGACUAUCACUACUAUCAACCUGGCUGGACUUUGGUGGGUGCUGGUCUUGGCCGCAAAACAGAUUUCAGACGACCGCUCGCGUCCCUAUUCCCGCCACAUAUCAUGCACAUUGCAGAGAAUGUCAAGUCAUUCUACCCGGAAUCCUCGUCAGUUACGACAACCUCAGGUCGGACAAUUUCAUAUGAUUCGCUUGUAGUGGCAGCAGGUUUGAAGAUAAACUGGGACGGCAUCGCUGGCUUGCCCCAGGCUCUCGCUGAUCCUUCCUCUGGUGUUUCAUCAAUAUACUCCUAUGAUACUUGCGACAAAGUAUGGAACGACGUAGAUGCUCUUAGAUCCGGAAAUGCUAUUUUUACACAACCUGCAGGUGUCAUUAAAUGUGCAGGAGCUCCGCAGAAAAUCAUGUGGAUGGCCUGGGACAGAUACCAGAAAUCUGGGCGUGGAAAUAACAUCAAAAUCGACUUCAUGACUGGCAUGCCAACCAUGUUUAGCGUCAAGAAGUAUUCGGAUGCCCUAAACGCCCUGCGCAUCGAGCGGGGUAUCGGAGCAGAGUUCCAACAUAACUUAAUUUCCAUCGAUGCGUCGAACAGGAAAGCAACUUUCAAGAAGGCUGACGGUUCGACUGUGGAUCGUGAUUUCACCCUCCUGCAUGUCACACCGCCGAUGGGACCGCUAGACUUCAUCAAAGGAUCGCCCAUCGCUGAUCCAGCGGGCUGGGUAGAAGUCGAUCAGGCAACUCUCAGACAUGUCAAGCCCGAGUUCGGAAACAUAUUUGCCUUGGGUGAUUGCUCCUCCCUACCCACUAGCAAAACGGUUGCCGCCAUUACAUCCCAAGCCCCUGUCUUAACGGAGAAUUUGUUUUCGGUUAUGGACACCGGCAAAGUGAGCAGUGCCAAGUACGAUGGCUAUACCAGUUGUCCGCUUUUGACGGGAUAUGGGGAAUUGAUGCUAGCCGAGUUCAAGUAUGAACUUGUGCCCAAAGAGAGUUUUGCCAAUUACCUGGGCGAUCAAACAAAACGGAGAAGAUUAUUCUAUCACUUCAAAAAGGACCUUUUUCCUUGGGCAUACUGGAACCGUAUGGUUGACGGAAAAUGGUUCGGCCCCUCAGGACCAUUCCGUCCCAAGUUUGUGUAAUAAUGACGUUGAGGCACCUGAUGUUCCCACGUACCGGGCCUAAUUAGACGUGACAGCGGGCCCUGAUGGCAGGUCUUAGUAGACCGGUUUCUAGCUGUACACACCCAAAUGAAUAAUUAUUCAAUACUGAAGGGCCUUGGGGGGUGAAUGGAUAGUACUUGGCACUAUGAGGGGCUCGGCUACUGUGACCCGUGUGCCUGCUGCCAUAUUUAGAUGCCGGCGGCACCGGGCAUAGCCGCUGUCGAUGUCGGAACCUUUGUGCUCGCUGUGCUCAAUGGUAGCCAAUAGUUGUAUACAUUGUUUUCAG